UGUUUUUAGUCUCUGUUAAUAUAUAAGGACAUGUUUAUAGUCUUUGUUAAUACUUUGUGUUAUAAGUCUGACAUAUAUUGAUUCCAACACUUAACACGUAUACAUUUGCUUGACAUCACAAAGUAUUUCUUGUUAUUGCUAUGCAUGACACUAUUUGGUUCUUAAAUAUGGAUAUUUAUUUAUGUUCUCUAGAUUACUCGUUAUUUCAAAGGAAUUUACAGUGUCAAACAUGUUCAGGGAUGAAGUGCAAUGGUUCAGAAGUGACAAGCUGUCCAGGAGCAGAGCCUGCUUGUCGGUUGACUGUAUCAAUGAGCGGUAUUACACUGAAGUUUGAAAGAUCCUGCAGUACAUACAGAAAAUGUCUUGACCUUAUGAGAAACAAUAGCCAAACAUGCAAUAUAUGGACCGAUGGCACUUCCUGUGCUGGUUGUUGCGUCGGAAACUUAUGUAACAAGAAUGAUUUCAUCGGCUGGACCAAUUCCUUUGAAUUCUAUAUGAUUUUCGAAAAGCUCAACAAAUCUAAAAUCUCUGAAAACACGUCAAUAUCUAUUGAGUACGAGUUAUCAAACUUGACGGGAACAACAUUCAGCGUUGAAUAUUGCGGUUCAGAGGAUGGUAAAAAUAUAUUUACUAUAUACUGUAACGUGGUCAGAGAUAUUACUAAGGAAAAGCUGUUGCUCGACAUAUACCAAGUUUUAAACACAUCACAGACAUUGUAUGACUUGAAAAUUCAGCAACAAAAUGUAGAAUUAAUUGAUGGAAGUUUCCCUCGAUGA
Octopus bimaculoides (California two-spot octopus) is the source of this 776-nucleotide messenger RNA. RefSeq lists its product as uncharacterized. The record is from RefSeq and is a predicted model, not a curated record. Gene Ontology annotation, molecular function: protein binding. Lineage: Eukaryota; Metazoa; Mollusca; Cephalopoda; Octopoda; Octopodidae.